AUCUCGGAAGGUAAGAUAUUUGACACUGACACAUUGUCAAAAAAUGAAAAUUUAGUAUCCUCUAAAUCUAAAAAAUUAUACUGUAAACAUGGAUAAUUUUAUAAAAAAUAUAAAAGACAAAAUAUCAGGUAAUAAUCUCGUCGAUAUGAUGAAAGAAGCAAAAGUGAUCGACGACAAUACGAUCAAAGAACAGGAGGUUCGCAGGGUUCUUAAAAACAUCGACCCCAACAACGAGCUCAGCAUUGAGGACAUGACAACCAAGUUGAGUGACAUCAGCACCGUGCCCAAACCCACCAAGAGCAAGGGUCAGGAGGCGCUGGAUGUAGCCAAGAGCAGUUUGGGCGUGCUGCAGAAGUUCGCCUCCAACGAAGAGAAGGCUCCGGAACCUCCCAACGAAGACGAACCCUGCCCAUACGUCAAAGAAGACAACAUAUUCAACCUGUGCGACGACUUCCGUUAAACCUAUAUAACGAUCAACCACAAAAACAUGUGAAUUAAUAAUAAUAUUUUGAUGUUUUAAA
This is a messenger RNA of Plodia interpunctella (Indianmeal moth), 521 nucleotides long. RefSeq lists its product as uncharacterized. The coding region runs from base 89 to 460 and encodes 123 amino acids. Lineage: Eukaryota; Metazoa; Arthropoda; Insecta; Lepidoptera; Pyralidae. The record is from RefSeq and is a predicted model, not a curated record. The transcript is spliced from 2 exons.